AUGGCGAAUUGCAGAAAGCCUUCUGAAAACCACUGGAUCGUAGGGCGAAGGCCUUUUCUAGGAGGUCUUGGAGCAAUGAGAUUAGCUCUUCUCUGUGUUUUGGUAGGUCUAUUGAUUUUUGCGAGGGUUGGGACGCCUGAUGCGGUGGCAGAGAAGACUUGGCCAUCUGCUGGGGAGCAUGGGCCUACCAAGGCUGCCUUAAACAGGUACUUCUUAACCACUUGGAGAAAGAACAUCACUUCGGAGGGCAAGCGAGUUGUUCCAACCGGUCCAAAUCCCUUACAUAAUAGUUUUAGGUAUCGGUUUCCUGGAAUCGCCAAUGUGAUUUGGUGCUGUAGAGUAGAAUACUGGAAUUGCAUUCCUCUUUUCCUUGUGGAUCCGAAUGUAGAUUCCCGUUGGCCAGAGCAACUUCUAGGUUUCGCGCUUUUUUUAAGAAUGCACUUCUUCUAAAAGUUGUAACCUUUCAACUAACUCAUUAAU
Theobroma umbraticum is the source of this 480-nucleotide messenger RNA. NCBI's taxonomy places the organism in Eukaryota, Viridiplantae, Streptophyta, Magnoliopsida, Malvales, Malvaceae. The record is from RefSeq and is a predicted model, not a curated record.